Messenger RNA from Daucus carota subsp. sativus, 2447 nucleotides. RefSeq names its product transcription factor MYB124-like. Bases 779 to 1993 code for a protein of 404 amino acids. NCBI's taxonomy places the organism in Eukaryota, Viridiplantae, Streptophyta, Magnoliopsida, Apiales, Apiaceae. Gene Ontology annotation, cellular component: nucleus. The record is from RefSeq and is a predicted model, not a curated record. Gene Ontology annotation, biological process: regulation of DNA-templated transcription. Gene Ontology annotation, molecular function: DNA-binding transcription factor activity, RNA polymerase II-specific; RNA polymerase II cis-regulatory region sequence-specific DNA binding. The transcript is spliced from 11 exons.
GUCCUUCAUUUACACCAUUGUUAAAUAGAAAAUCCAAGUAGAUUUAUCUUCAUGUUAAUUGUGCUUCAUUAAUCUAGAGGCAUUGUUUUCCUCUUUGAUGCCUUCAUUCACUGGCAUCUCGAGAGGCCUGCUGUUUUAUUGCCAGAUAUUAAAUCUUUUUUCCUUUCCAUUUUCUCAAUUUAAGUUCUUCUGGAAAAUUCUUUGGUUGUUGAUGGCAGCAAUGAUACGGACUAAGCUAAGCUUGACAAUUGUAGAGAAUUCAUUAGCUGUGGUUGGUGCUUCUAGUGUCUUAGAGAGCAGUUAUCCAGGUCAUGAUAAUAAUUUGGGGGGAGCCAAAGUUUGAACUACUGGCGUUCUGCAACUGUGUCACUUUUGACUAGUGGUCAGUCACCAUAGCCAUUUCACAUCUGUGAUGGCCAAGGUGCAGAAGGGUCGGCCCAUUCAUUCAUUAUAAUGUACAAGGGAUUGCGAUCGAGUUCAUCUUCAUCUUUAUUAAAAGAUGCUAAAGAUAAUAUGAGAGCCUCAAGAGUGAAUUGACAUUUCUUUAUUAUUCAGACCUUUGUAGUCCUUGAAUCAUUUCCUUUCGAGUUAGCUCGAAAAGGAUGACAAAGUUUCUUCAUUAAGCUGUUCAGUUUUUGAAAACAGAGGCAGCCUCAUUUUUACUUUCCCGGGGACUGAGGUCUUAUAUAACAAAAAAGCAACAUAACGUUUUUAUCAUCACGAGCUUUCUUGAAUACGGCUCUGAAACUAGAUGUGUCGUUAAAAAAACAAGAGAAUAAUGCACAGAUUGGCGAAGAACAAGAAGGCAACUAGACACAUUGUUUCUUGGUCUUCCAAGCUGCAGGAGGAUAAUAUACUGCGUGAACAAAUUGGCAUCCUCGGCAUGGACAAUUGGACGCAUAUUGCUUCCAAGUUUACUAAUAAAACAACUAGACAGUGCAGGAGAAGAUGGUUCACCUAUCUCAAUUCUGAUUACAAGAAAGGGGGGUGGUCACCAGAGGAAGACAAUCUCUUAUGUCAGGCUCAGAAGAUAUUUGGGAAUCGAUGGACUAGGAUAGCUAAAGUGGUAUCAGGCAGAACGGACAAUGCUGUAAAGAAUCGAUUCUCUACUCUUUGUAAAAGGAGGACAAAGCAUGAGCCUUCAGCAAAAGAAACUGCAACUCGAGCAAAGCUUGAGGCUUUAGCAAAAGAAAACGCAACUACUUACGUCGACUUGAACAACAAAAGGGUUGUCACUCAACUUGAUACUAAUUCCAAUGAGUUAUCAGAAACUAGUGUGCCUUCUAAGAAGAUGAGGAGAGGCAGCUCUGAUGUUAUUGAAAGACAACAAGAGGAAUUUAGUGAAGUGAAUGAGCAACUGACACCAUCAUUAGCAGUAAUACGACGAAAAGUUGACAUUUUGAGAAACUACUGCCAACAAUCUUGGAGGGCUUCACAGUUAUAUGUAGACUCUCCAGGGAGUUCAGACUAUAGUAUUGGAUCAACACUUUUGACCCAUAUAGCACUUGUUAAACCUGAACAUGUUGCAUCUGAUUUUUCACUUCAAAACACAGGAGCUGAUAUUCAACCAUAUAAACUCGGACAGUCAAAUGUUGAUUGUGAUGUUGUAAAGGAUGCUGUCACCUGCGAAACAACAAACCAAAGUGGAGAAAUUUCAUCAAAAAAUAUCAUGCUCUCUUUCAAUGACCUGAAAGCCAAUGAUGGAAGUUUUCAUGACUUCUCAAGUAAUGAGUUUGACUUCCCACUUCAAGCAACUCCAUUAUUCAGAUCAUUGGCAUCUGGGGUUCCCAGCCCCCAGUUUACAGAAAGUUAUGAUAUCAAAGAAGAAAGAGUGAUGCUUUGUAACGUUUGUGUUGCAUGGAUAUCUCAGGAGAGGGAAUUCCUACUUAAAACACUUGGUGUGGAGGCCGCAUCCCCUAUCCCUGAGCACAACAGCUUCGCGACCUUCAACUUGCAAAAGGGUGCUUCUUCAAAGCCUCUGAUCAACACCUGACUCCUAUAUUUGCAGUUUAUUUGAUGGAUUUCACAAGCACAUGUUUUAUCUUCAGUUUUGGAGUUCAUUUUAACUCGACUCACAGUCAUGCCUACCCUACAUCUUAUACACACAGAUUUUCCAUGAUCAGAUCUGACCUUGGAAUCCAGAAUGCAAUGGUGCCUCCUAGAUUCCGGUGAAGAUUUUAUCCUACAUCCAGUUUUUUUGUUUGAGUUGCCAACGCUUGUGUUCACAUUGGAUUCAAUGGCCCUGAGUGGAAUUUUUUUGUUGUUCUUCUUUUGGGCUUUUGAAUCUGGGUAUUUAAUUCUGCAUAAGUUUUUUUGUCUAGAUUUAUUGUUUGCCCAACACCUCCUGUAUACCUUCUCACUGUAUUCCCUUUUCUUUCUCCUGUCGGUUUUCUCUGUAAUUUGCCACAAAGUUUACUGAAUGGUUGAAGAAUGUGCUUUUGGUGCAA